AGAACAGAGUCAAAAACACCAAAUAGGUUAAACGAAGAGAAAAAUAGGUUACACAAUGUAUUGAACGUUUCGUAGGAGUCAAAAUUCCAGUUACAUAACAAAAAAACUUGAAUAUUAUUUGAUAAAACUAUGGAUACUUUCCUCUUGAUAAAUUAAAAUACAACUAUGUCCAUCGAAACUUAUGAGAAACUUUAUUCAGAAGCAACAGAUCUUCUAAAUGAAGCACUGCAAAACGAUGAAGUACUUUCCUCUGGACCUCCGAUAGUAAAUAGACCGGAGGCUAUUAAACAACUCUCCAAGCAGUACAUAAGGUAUAUUCUGAUAGUCAAUCACCUUGGAACAGUAUACGAUCAACACAAUGAGUUCUUGAAACUUCAAGUGAUGAGAAAAGUUCUCGACUGUGCCGUUGGUAGACUUCUUGAGUUGAAAUAUGAGUUAUCAAGAGAAGAAUACUCUGAUUUUAUAUACUUGGAUGAUUCUCUCAUUGAGAUGAAACUCACACGUAGAGAUAUUGAAUUAAAAGUUCCACCUUACUAUUUGAUCGAGAGAAGAGAUAUAUUAAGAAAAUGGAAUGAACAAAUAGAUGAAAUAAUUACUCGGCGAGAUAUGGAAACGGGUGAAAUGAUGGACAUGGCUUUAGACAAUCAGAGUGAGAUAGCAGAAAAUCCAGAUACAAACCGAAACUCUGGAUCAGGCCAAAUACUCCCCCUCUUAGCAGAGAAGAAGAAAAAAAUGCAGUCGGACACUUUCCUUCAACAAAUCAUCAAUAAAAAACCUGAACUAACACCUGAGCAGAAGACUUUUCAAUCAAUCAUAAGCCUGAUCCAGCGCCAUGAGAGAGCCAGGCAGGCUAGAUUGGUGGCUAGAAUAAAUUGGGAAAAUGCUGUUCUGAAACAUCAACUUGCAUGGCACACGUAUGUUCCAAUUGAGCCAGAUGUUCUUCUGGAGGCAACACUGAAUAUUCAACGUUUUUGGAGGGGAUACAGAGAUCGUGUGCGAAUCCGCGAGAAAGAUGUCAAGCUCAGACUCCUCAUUGAUGAGCUGAGAAAGAGUCAAUACAGUACUCCACAAAAAUGGAGGAAGGAGGAAAUUCUUGAAUUGGGCAGAAUCAGGCAGAAGGAAUGGGUUACACGGUGGAUCAAUCAAUAUCAAAAGAGGGACUACAUGGUGAGAUCCGACGAAGCAUUCGUGGACAUCACCAAAGAGCUGAAAUUCUUCAUAUGGUAUUGGUUUCAAAUUGUGAAUAAAGUGGCUCUCUAUCCUCAUGAAUAUGUCAUUCCACCUCCUGGUCUCAUAGGACUGCUAGCAGGACUGCCUGACGCAUUCAUGGAGAAAUACAAUGUGAGCCAGGUUAAGCCUCCUUAUCCUCCGCAUUUGUUGAGCGUUCCUGUUAUAAUCCUUGGAGGCUUCAUCAUCACACCUGAGUUGUUUUCUUUCGCUGCCGAGGCGGCGUUCACCAUCAAGCAUCUCAUGCUGGAGGAGGAGAAACGAGAAAAGUAUAAGCCACUUCCACCCCCAAAACUAACAAUCGAAGAAAUGAAGCUGAUGAAACAACAAGCUAAAAUAGAAGCGAAGGAGAAAAGGGAGAAAAUGCUGACAACUAUAGCGGAGAAACGAAACCAGGGAGUGUAUACAUGUGAGCCGAAGCACCUGGAGCAGAUGAUUCACGACAUGUUGGAGGCGGUGGGUGUGUGGAGCAUAACACUGCCGUUCCUCGAGAAAGUUGACGGCGAAGUGAUGAAGAACAUAAUGUCCGAUCUGAGGUCAAUGGUGGAUGAUGUGAUUCUAGAAGAGAUGGAUCGUUUGCAAUUCUCCGCCUUCACUGACAGAGGAAAAAAACCUUUGGACUUCAUGAAAGACAAGAAAAAGCCAAAGCCGAAAAAAAAGCGAGUAAAAAGGGAUCCGACAAAAGAUCGUACUUUCGAUUCACUUUUCGAGGAACUGGUUUUGAAAAAUGUAAUCAAGAAGUACGACUUCAUAAACAUAGAUGACGACUUGAUCCUUGAUUAUGCAUACUGUAAUAUGGAGUUACGAGGGGAUCCAUAUUUUGGUGAUCCAUUCUCUAGGAGUGGCGAUUUGAAACAGGUUUUGAAAGAAUACUGCAUACUGAACGUGAUGGCCCCACGACCCCCCGUCGACAGAAGUGUGAUUCCUCCCAGAGGGCACUUCCCUCCUCCGAUCAGAUCGGUCCUGCUGAUGGGACCCCCCAACUGCUGCAAGAAGACAUUGGUGAACGCAGUAUGUAGUCAGCUGGGAGCUGUCAAGUUUGACCUUUCACCCCCGAAUUUGAGAGGUCACUUCAAGUCCAAGAAGGAAGUGGGUAUGCUUGUGCAUCUUGUUAGCAAGAUGUCUCGAAUGAUGCAGCCUAGCGUUAUAUUCAUAGAUGGUGCUCAUAAACCUUUCUAUAAGAGAGUUCCGAGAUCAGAAAAAGACGACAACCCAAGAAUGCUUAGAUCAAAAUUAAUGAAGCUCGUGAAGGAGAUUAAUGGUGAAAAUGACCGGGUACUUUUCCUAGCUACUUCUGAUUAUCCUUGGCAAGGAAAUCCUGACAAAUUGAGUAAAAUGUACGAUAAAAUACUGCCUGUGUUUAGACCUGACUAUGGAACACUGUAUAUGUACUGGUGGAACAAGCUAAUGCAAUUUCAUGGGCUGAGUAGGGACUUUCCUCUCAGCCCUCUCUGCCAAAUGAGUCAAUACUUUCCCAUUUACAUUGUGGAUGAAGCGAUAAGUACAAUUCUGACUCCAGAGCGUAUAGUAAAGUUGAAACCGAAGCCACUCGAUCCUCUUGAAUUCUAUGAUUUUUUCCUGUCACGAGCUCAGAUUAAAGUCAACAAUUUAAAAGAAGAAAUGUACAUCAAUUGGUACAAAACAAACUAUCCCAUGGCAGAAAAAAGAUUGCAAAAGCUGGUUUCGGAUCAAAUUUUGAGGGAAAAAUUAAGUGCUCUGGAGGAGAAAAAGAAAGGCAGGAAGUGAAUAAAGUCAAAACAAUAUAACUCUGUGAAACAAAGUACAAGAAACAGUACAAAGUACAUUGGUUCCUAUUCACUGUAACAUCCAGCUCUGGACACUUUCAUAAAUAACUAGUUGCCACUAUCGUACUAUUUAUAACCUAUUCAGUUCAAAUGCAUAACAUCAUUCAUCCAUAUAUUCAUCAAUCCCUCUCUAGUUCAAUUACAUGAUAGGCUAUGUUGUGUAGGCACUGUUUUGAUUACAUAAUACUUGAAUAACUCAAUAUUGUGAAAUACAUCCACCAUUUCAUACA
Nilaparvata lugens (brown planthopper) is the source of this 3262-nucleotide messenger RNA. RefSeq names its product IQ and AAA domain-containing protein 1-like. Lineage: Eukaryota; Metazoa; Arthropoda; Insecta; Hemiptera; Delphacidae. The record is from RefSeq and is a predicted model, not a curated record. The transcript is spliced from 12 exons. Bases 166 to 2973 code for a protein of 935 amino acids. Gene Ontology annotation, molecular function: ATP binding; ATP hydrolysis activity; protein binding.